Colletotrichum paranaense is the source of this 297-nucleotide messenger RNA. RefSeq lists its product as uncharacterized. NCBI's taxonomy places the organism in Eukaryota, Fungi, Ascomycota, Sordariomycetes, Glomerellales, Glomerellaceae. The record is from RefSeq and is a predicted model, not a curated record. Bases 1 to 297 code for a protein of 98 amino acids. The transcript has a single exon.
AUGACACGAUUACACGAUAGGCGAAGAUUGGUUUUGCCGCUGACCAACAGGCGGAGAUCUGGUCUGUUGAAUGGACGCCAUACAAUGGAGCCGACUCCUUGCGACGUGACAGGCCUAACGAGCAGACCAACACACCCUGAUAAUUUGGCUGCAAUCCCCUAUUUGCUUUCUCAGCUUGCCAGGAGGAGCAGGUCGCCACCAACCAUCGUGAACUACCUAUCAACGAACCAAGAGGUGCCCGCUAGGGAAGUCAAGCGUAAGCUGUUCGCCGAGGACAGCACAACAGAACUGCAGUAG